AUGGCUACCGCAUUGGUCUCUAGGGGCGUUCUCUGGAGUCGUUUCUAUCUCAUCACACUCGGUCUUCGUGUUGUUUGCUUCUUCUUCACCGGCUGGGCUUUCCACAACUACGAGAAAGAACCUUCCGCCCUGAAAAUGGGCAACCGUAUCCCGCUCCGCGACGGCGAAAUCCAACCAACCAAGCUACAAAUGAUGAAGCGAGCUCUCAACAGCAGAGUAACCGUAUUUGCCGCUCUCUUCAUCUUCUCCUACCAAGGCUCCGAGGUCAGUACGUCCGGCUGGGUCAUCUCGUUCCUCAUCGAAGCUCGUGGUGGCGAUCCUGCUAAGGUCGGUUAUGUCACUGCAGGCUUCUGGGGUGGCAUCACGCUGGGCAGAUUCGUACUUUCCCACCUGGCACCGAGGAUUGGCGAGAAGCGCUUCGUCUACAUUCUCACUGUCUUGUCCAUCGCGUUCCAGCUCUUGGUCUGGCUUAUCCCUAACAUUGUGGGCGAGGCUGUUGCUGUGUCGCUUUUGGGCUUGCUGUUGGGUCCGGUGUAUCCGUGUGCCACGACCAUCUUUACCAGGCGGAUGGAUAGGGAUGUACAGAUGACGGCGUUGAGUUUUGUGUCCAGUGCUGGAAGCAGCGGUGGUGCUGUUGCGCCAUUCUUGACUGGAUUGUUGGCGCAGGCUGUGGGUACUUUUGUCUUGCAUCCCAUUUGUAUUGGCUUGUUUGUUGUUAUGGUGGGAUGUUGGUAUGCGAUACCUGAUAAAGUCAAGAGGACGGAGUGA
Messenger RNA from Aureobasidium vineae, 768 nucleotides. Lineage: Eukaryota; Fungi; Ascomycota; Dothideomycetes; Dothideales; Saccotheciaceae. The record is from the annotation of a GenBank genome assembly.